GAUUAGGCGCUCGCACCAUUCAGUUUGAGAAAAACUGGGAGUGAGUCGGAAAGUUCAUUUUAAAAAAUUGUUUACAAUUUCUUGUGUGUAUAAAGAGAGGAUAAACAAGAAUUACGUACACCAGCCAUGGGUUAACGUCCUCGUGUUAAAAAAAACCGCCUUAAAGCCUAAAAAUGCAUUUGUGCAAAUUAGUGAGGUUAUCUCCCCUGUAAUCCAUCGGCUGUUUUUCCGAAAACACACGCCGACAAUGCUGCCUCUCGUCGAAUACGGCAAAGAGUUUUGCCAAAAGCUCACCCAAAUCAAACUGUCUCGAAUCGUCAUCAUGGUCUUCAUAAUUUUAAUUCUAACGCCUCUUUUUACCCACUUUUACCUCUCAAACAUUGAGCGGAGCUCGAACCACAUCACACACAACGCUCACUCACAUAUUGACCUCCCUGAAGACCUCAACGCCAUGAAAGAGCCAGAUCUGCGAAUCGGAGUUGAGGAAUUAAUCCGAAUUAAAGGCUCAGUCCUGAGCGAAUUGCGAGACAUGGAACGCAAACGGCAAAAACUCCUCUUGGAAAUCCAGUCUUACACAAAAAACAUCGAAGAAUUGAAACAAGAACUCGUCCACCAACAAACCAAUCUCAACCGCUUGAAAAUCUCAGUGGAACAAGCUGAGGUAGCCCAACGGGAAGCCCUCCAACAAAACACCCCCGACCUAGCGCUCCCGAAACGCCUAACCGCCGACGAAAUCCCCCCAAUCCUCCCGUCACUCCCGCCGUCCCAGAUCAAAUUCUGCCGGAUGUUUUCCUGUUUUGACCACUCACGGUGCUCCCUAACUUCCGGGUUCCCGGUCUAUUUAUACGACCCGGACCAGUUCCCGGUCAUGAACGACGGUUGGGACGUGGACGGUUUCCUCAAAACGACACUGAAGCAGACGCUGGGGUACAACCCCCACCUGACGAACAACCCCAAAGAGGCGUGCGUUUUCGUGGUUUUGGUCGGGGAGGCGUUGAAAGACGUGGAUGACGUCAGCGAGAACGUGGGGAAUCACCUGAAUCUUCCCCCGUUGGACUCCAACGCCUUGAAGCAGCUGCCGUAUUGGGGCGGCGACGGCCGCAACCACGUUCUGCUUAAUUUAGCCCGCAGGGACCUCACGGCGGUCUCUGGGGACGUUUUUUCCUCAGUCGAUACUGGCAAAGCCAUCCUAGUCCAGAGCACUUUCUCGUCCCAGGUGUUCAGGCCUGGCUUUGAUUUGAUCGUGUCGCCGGUUUUGGGGCCCCCGGGGGGCGAUGUGUGGCAAGAGUGCCCCCAAAUGUUGCCCGCGCGCCGCAAAUACCUCCUAACGUUUCAGGGCGAAGUUAAAAGUAACAAUAACCGGACGCCUAACCCCUCACAUGGGGACGACGCCGACUUGGAUCGGGAGCACGCCGAACUCGAUAAAUUCGUAAUCGAACAUUUAAAAGAUCUGGCGAAAACCAACACUGCCGACAAGUUCCUGUUUGAAUUCGAGUGCGUCCCGGCUAGCGACGAUAACGUUAAUAUUGGACCCCAAGACUGGGCCUUGUGUGGCACUGAUAGCUCACGCAGGACCGUGUUAAGGGACUCCACUUUUGUGCUUAUUUUCGCCCCAACGUUCCCCGAUUUGGUCACAACGACGCUGUUACAGGCCCGGAUUUACGAGGCUUUGCGUUGUGGGGCCAUCCCUGUGAUUUUAGGGGGCGACCAGAUCCAAUUGGCUUAUGACGAAGUGAUCCAGUGGCGUAGAGUAGCAAUUUUUUUGCCAAGAGCGCGAAUUACAGAAUUACAUUUUUUGUUGCGGGCAAUCCCCGACGAAGACGUUUUGUUGAUGAGACGUCAGGGGCGGCUCGUGUGGGAGCGCUACUUGGCCUCAGUCCAAAGCACACUUGAUACGAUCGUCGCAGUGCUCCGUGAUAGGCUGAAUAUUCCACCAAUCCCCAUAGACACAGUCGCGGCCAUCUCUGUGUUUAAUGAAACUUUCCAGCCGAUUCAAGUGACAGUUCCGGUGGAAACGGAACAAGAGGAGAGUUUGGGGCCCCUGGAGCCCCCUUAUAAUAGUCCCGCGUUUCGCCGAAACUACAGUCUGGGGUUAACACAAGGACACGAGAUGUGGAACGACUGGGGGGACCCUUUCCGGUUGUAUCCAGCCCUCCCGACUGACCCCCUCCUGCCCUCAGACGCCAAGUUUAUGGGGUCAGGGCGGGGCUUCCGUCCGAUUGGUCAAGGUCAAGGGGGCGCAGGCAAGGAAUUUUCGGAAGCGUUAGGCGGUAACAGCCCCCGGGAGCAAUUCACAGUGCUCCUACUAACCUACGAACGCGAGCAAGUCCUGCUUGAUUCAAUUGCCAGGCUUCGGGGGCUGCCGUACCUCAACUCGGUCGUAAUCGUGUGGAACUCUCCACGGCCCCCUAGCGCGGAGCUCCGCUGGCCCGACAUUGGGGCCCCCGUUCAUGUCGUCAAAGCCGCCCGUAAUUCGCUCAAUAACCGCUUUCUCCCCCUUGAUAAUCUCCAGACCGAGGCGAUUUUGUCGGUCGAUGACGAUGCCCAUUUACGACACGAUGAAAUUCUUUUCGGGUUUAGGGUUUGGAGGGAGCACAGGGAACGCAUUGUGGGGUUCCCCGGACGUUACCACGCGUGGGACAUCAACACGCAGAACAGCUGGUUGUACAACUCGAACUACAGCUGCGAGUUGAGUAUGGUUUUGACGGGGGCGGCGUUUCUGCACAGACAUUACUUGCAUUUGUACUGGAAAUGGUUGCCUCAAGCGAUCAGAGAUAAAGUUGACGAGUACAUGAAUUGUGAAGAUAUAGCGAUGAAUUUCCUGGUAAGUCAUAUAACGAGGUUGCCGCCGGUUAAAGUCACUUCGAGGUGGACUUUCCGGUGCCCCGGCUGUCCGCAAAGUCUCUCCGAAGAUGACACGCAUUUUCAGGAGAGACACAAAUGUAUUAAUUUUUUCUCGCAAGUGUUUGGGUACACGCCGUUGCUUAAUACCCAGUAUAGAGCCGACUCGAUUCUGUUCAAAACGCGUAUACCACACGAUAAGCAAAAGUGUUUCAAGUUUAUUUAGGCAGUUGUGUUUUAUACGGACUUUUUAUUUAUUUUAAUUUAAUGACCGGAAAUGCAGGCCACUAAUUUAAUAAAUAAUUAAUUUGGUUUUGUUACACUGGCAAACCCAUCUAUUUAAAAUAAUUGUGAUUUUAAAAACUAGCACCGUGGGCAGUUUUAUAGCGAAAUUUUAUAGGAAUCUGUAACCGAGAACAUUUAAAUGUCAGUGAUAUUUAAAAAUGUAACGUGCCAUUCUCUUUUUAAUUGUAAAUACCUCUCUAUUUACUUUUUUUUUAUUGUACAUACGUCAUUUUUUAUUAAACGAUUAUAUUAU
Messenger RNA from Tribolium castaneum (red flour beetle), 3379 nucleotides. It is a transcript of the gene botv, whose product is annotated as brother of tout-velu. Lineage: Eukaryota; Metazoa; Arthropoda; Insecta; Coleoptera; Tenebrionidae. Gene Ontology annotation, molecular function: glycosyltransferase activity. Gene Ontology annotation, cellular component: membrane. The transcript has 3 exons. The coding region runs from base 248 to 3067 and encodes 939 amino acids. The record is from RefSeq and is a predicted model, not a curated record.